AGGGGAACAACUUUCUGAGGACUUUGGGAAGGUGAACCCUUUAAAGAAAAUUCCGGCUUUGAAAGAUGGAGACUUCACCAUGUCUGAGAGUGUUGCAAUCCUGCUGUAUUUGGCUGAAAAGUACAAGCUGCCUGAUCACUGGUAUCCUGCCAAUUUGGAAAAACGUGCUAAGAUCAACGAGUUCUUGUACUGGCAUGUUAAUGUGAUCCGUCCUCUACUAGUACAGGAUUUCUGGCUCAAGGUUAUGGCCCCCACGCUUUUACAAAGGAAUGCUCCUGCUGAGAAGCUAGAGGCAGUUGCACAAGAGUUUAAUGCAGCCCUGGACCAAUUUGAGAAAAUAUUUCUGCAGGGCAAGCCCUACAUCUCAGGGAAGGAGAUUUCAGUGGCUGAUGUGGUGUCAUUCUGUGAUCUCGUACAGGCUAGUCGUACUGGUCAAAAUAUGUUUGAGGAACGUCCAAAGAUAGCCGCCUGGCGUCAGAAUGUGGAAUCGCACUUAGGAAUGGAGUUGAUCGAUGAGGCACAUAAAGCAGCCCUAAGUGCUGGAAGCUAUUCUAAGGAUUCCAUGGACCCUAAAGGUGUAGAAUGGUUAACAGCCCGGGUCAAGUUGCUGCUUUUAUAAUGCCAGGGAGUAGGCGAAUUAACAUUUUGUUCAAACUUCUUCUCUCUUUCAUCUGACAAGCUUUUUGUUGUUAUUUCUAAGCUAAAUACAUUCAUACACAUCUAUAUAUCUAUAUGCAGUUGUGUAACUAUUGGAAAAUGGAAAUUCAGGCAGUACCUAGAAAGAGUUUAUUAAUGAUCGUUAGUUUCAUAGGUUUUAAAAUGUUGCAGAUCAACCAUAGCAUUUAGUGACUGCCAUGUUUACCGUCUGGUGUAGUUGUAUGAUUAGACCCAAACACUUUAAAAUCGAAGUACAAGUAAUCGGAGUUUAAGUAGUAGUAAUUUUCACCAAACUGGUUAUAAACAUCAGUGAGAAAAGUCUGUUCUUAUGCCUGCUGUUUGACUGGACAAAAAAAUAAAGCAAGAAAGAAAAGAUUAAGAAUAGCUUGUGUUUACUUAAUAGCAAAUUCGGGUCAUAUCCAUUCUCAUAGAGCUAAGACCAUGUAUAAUGUAAUUUGUCACUUUGUUCGUAAUGCUUGCUAUAAACCAAAUAAUUCUAGCAAACACAUUAGAAACCCGGUAUGUCCAAGAUGUACUCAUUUUCUUAAUGUUUUGUUCAAAAUAAACAUAAUCUGCAUUAA
Messenger RNA from Protopterus annectens (West African lungfish), 1238 nucleotides. RefSeq names its product glutathione S-transferase theta-1-like. Gene Ontology annotation, cellular component: cytoplasm. The transcript is spliced from 4 exons. The coding region runs from base 80 to 619 and encodes 179 amino acids. Gene Ontology annotation, molecular function: glutathione transferase activity. The record is from RefSeq and is a predicted model, not a curated record. Gene Ontology annotation, biological process: glutathione metabolic process. Lineage: Eukaryota; Metazoa; Chordata; Ceratodontiformes; Protopteridae.